AUGCCACAGAACAACUUCAUCAUAAAGAAAAUAGUAUAUUUCUAUCACGAAGGACUCGCUGGUUCCGACCAAUUCAGUAACAAUUCGUGCAUACUCAGAACUUUGAAACAAUUGAAAGUUAAAACAGAGUUUCCCAAAAUGUCGGUUGGAGAUGUUUCCAAGGAAUUAGGCAAAAGAUGGAAAGUGUACGACAAAAUGGAACUGUAUCAUAACAUGGCAUUAAAAGACAAAGAGAGAUAUGAGAAGGAAAAAGCUUUAUCUGCUGGUGGAUUAGGGAAAUACGAGUCAAUGGGUGCAUUUGCAUUCGUACCAAGUAAAAAGUCAGCAGUUUCGAAGAAGAUCAUAAUAGUUGACGUCAUGUCUCUAGUCAAGAAACGCAAAGCUCAGACAGAAGUUGAUAAUGAUGACAACAAAAAAGGGCCAACAUUUCCUAAGAAAGCCACAAACGUUAACAAGCCCCCAGCCAAGAAAAGCAAACCUCAGAUAGAAGAUGAAAAUGAUGAUUUUUUAUAG
Molecule: messenger RNA, 513 nt
Organism: Helobdella robusta
Lineage: Eukaryota; Metazoa; Annelida; Clitellata; Rhynchobdellida; Glossiphoniidae
Exons: 2
Coding region: 1-513 (170 amino acids)
Source: RefSeq, a predicted model, not a curated record